AUCGAUACCAUUUUUGUAGCCCCAAAGCCUCCGACAACAACAGCCUCCCUUUCCAAUCAAUGAACUCAUCAAGAAUCUCCAUUCGGCCGUUCAAUCUCUCCGACGCCGACGACUUUCUCCGAUGGGCCAGCGACGAAAGAGUAACCCGCUAUCUCCGAUGGAACACAAUAACCUCCAAAGAAGAAGCAUUAACUUACCUAGAAAAGGUCGCAAUUCCCCAUCAAUGGCGGCGGUCCAUAUGCCUGGACGGCCGUUCCGUCGGGUACGUUUCUUUCAAGCCAGAAUCGGAGGAGAAAUGUAGAGCGCAUAUCAGUUAUGCGGUGGCUGCAGAGCACUGGGGACAAGGGAUAGCCACGAUAGCAUUGAGGGCGGCAAUUCCGGCGGCGCUGAGACAAUUCCCAGAGUUGGUUAGGGUUCAGGCGAUGGUUGAGGUGGAAAAUGAGGGAUCACAGAAGGUUUUGGAAAAAUUGGGGUUUUGUAGAGAGGGGGUGUUGAGGAAAUACGGAUUUUGUAAGGGAGAAAUUCGCGAUUUGGUUGUUUUCAGCCUUUUGAGAACCGAUCAACUCAUGUGAUCCAAUUUGGAUGCAUAAUUAUACCAUCUUUAAAAUUAUUAGUUAAAAUAUUAUCAUUUUUAUACUUUCUAAA
Messenger RNA from Cucumis sativus (cucumber), 645 nucleotides. RefSeq lists its product as uncharacterized. Lineage: Eukaryota; Viridiplantae; Streptophyta; Magnoliopsida; Cucurbitales; Cucurbitaceae. Gene Ontology annotation, molecular function: acyltransferase activity, transferring groups other than amino-acyl groups. The record is from RefSeq and is a predicted model, not a curated record. Bases 60 to 572 code for a protein of 170 amino acids. The transcript has a single exon.